UCUCCCCCUGCCCCAGGAAGAUGAACUUGGAGGUCAGUGAACCAAUAGACUUUAGUUCUGGAGAUCAUUUACAUCUGGUUCGGAAAGCAGCAGAUAAAGAAAAUGUCCAGCCCAAAUCUGAUCAGCACUACACAUCCUCAGGUUCAGAAGGGCCAGCACAAACUCCUAGGAAUCCUCAGCCAAAGACUGGUGAACCAGCAAGUGUUUAUGUGAUACAAAUUUCAGAUGAGAGCACCCCAGAGGACAGCAGUACAAACGUACGUGGCCCAUUCUCAGAUGCAUCUGUCCGCAGAGGUUUCAUUAGAAAAGUAUUCCUCCUCCUGACAGUGCAGUUGCUUGUCACUGGGGCAAUUAUUAGUGUGUUUCUUUUCUGGCCAGUGUUUUUUGUUAUACUUUUUGUACUGGCUUGCUGUGGGCAUAUUCGUCGCCAGGUGCCUGCAAAUUACAUUCUCCUGGGAUUGUUUACAAUUCUUCAAGGGCUGCUGCUAGGAGCCGUAUCAGUUUUCUAUAAUGCCGAGGAAGUGUUAUGGGCAACAGGAGCCACAGCUCUGGUGACGUUAGCGCUCACUUUAUUUGCUGUACAAACAAAAUGGGAUUUUACCUUGCUAAAUGGAGUGCUAUUUGCUUCUCUCUUCAUACUUCUGUUCUAUGGAGUUCUCCUCAUCUUCAUAAGAGCAUACUGGUUGCAGCUACUGUAUGCUGGACUUGGAACUGUGAUCUUCUCAUUAUACCUGCUGAUGGACGUGCAGAUGAUGGUGGGUGGGCGCCAUCAUCAUUCUGACCUGGAUCCUGAAGAGUAUGUUUUUGCUGCUCUGAAUAUCUACUUGGACAUCAUCAACCUUUUCCUUUUUAUUUUGCAACUGAUUGGACUGGCACGCUAGUCACGCGGCCAAAGCUUGCUUGAGUGGAAGAGAGGGAAAGAGUGUCGCCAGGCUCAGGCAUGCAGAAGGUGACACUUCAUAAGUCCUUUUAUUUAAAAGAAUAUUUAAGCAUACUUUCUUUGUUUAUUUGUUUGUUUUGGUUAAAUGAAGCCAAGGGUUCAGUAGAUGGUAGCUGUAGCGGUUAUAUUUUCAGUUCCUUGUUACAUAGUAAAAGUUUCUGGGAGCCAUUUCUGACUUUUAUAAAUUCAGAAGAUGAGUAUCAUAAUUCACUUCUGAAAGAUCCCCAUGACU
Messenger RNA from Trichechus manatus latirostris (Florida manatee), 1172 nucleotides. RefSeq names its product protein lifeguard 1. The record is from RefSeq and is a predicted model, not a curated record. The transcript is spliced from 8 exons. NCBI's taxonomy places the organism in Eukaryota, Metazoa, Chordata, Mammalia, Sirenia, Trichechidae. The coding region runs from base 21 to 881 and encodes 286 amino acids.